ACACCAAUGUAUAAUUUAGUUGGCUGCCAACAAACCUCCGGAGACCGGGACUUUCACUGAAGAUUUUACAGAUAAGACUGGAGUUGCCCAUUCAUUGGGAUAUUUGAUAGUGACGAAGGAAUGGAAGACGUCGAUAGAUGUGAGGAGGAGCUUAUUGAGUAUGCCAUUCGAGAGAGUAUUCGAGAUGUACCAAUAGACAGCAUACGAACAGUCAGUGGUGACUAUCUGAGGAUAGUGACUGCCAUCGAGCAAGGUGAUGUGUGUACCCUGCAGGAGCUGUCUGGGUUGCAGGCUUUCACAGAGAGGGACAGCAGAGGGUGGCUUCCCCUACACAGAGCCGCUGUGCAGUCCCAGGGAGAGGUCUUGGAUCAGGUUCUGCUGGCUUCCUGUGAUGUGACUGUGGAUGAUGUAACUGCAGACGGUGACACAGCGUUGAUUCUGGCUGCUCAGGAGGGUCUGCUGGAGAACGUCAGGACUCUACUGCAGCAUGGAGCGUCUCCACACAAAACCAACAGCCUGAACGAGUCCCCACUGCUGCUCGCGGUGAGAGAGGGAUCAUAUGACAUGGUGUCCACUCUGAUCAUUUGUGGGGCAUUCGUGGAACAGGUGUGUCUGAAGAAGUGGAUGGCCAUUCACGAGGCAUCCAAGGUGGGCUGCAGUGCCAUCCUGGUGCUUCUGCUGAGACAUGGGGCCAAGGUGACAGCUGUAGAUGGGCACAAUGUCACCCCGCUGGGCAUCGCAGCAGAGUACGCCCACGUGGAGGCCCUGGAUAUACUCAUAAAGAACGGUGGCGACGUGAACGCCCAGGCAUAUAACGGAGACAGUGUUCUGUACGAUGCAGCCGGCUCAGGGAACCUGGACUGCAUAUACCUCCUCCUGCAAGCUGGAGCCAACCCUAACAUAGCAAGUCUGGCCUGCCAGCUGCCCAUACACAGAGCUGCCUAUGAGGGACACAUCCUUGCUCUGAGGACCUUCAUCCCCAUCACAACUAAGAGGGCCAUCCGUCUGUCUGGCCAGAGCCCAGUCCACUCGGCAGCAGAUGGAGGCCAUGUUGACUGUCUGGAGCUGCUCAUAGAGAAAGGCUUCGAUGUCAACGCUCAGCUGGACACACACAUCUCAGAGAACUACGGGGACAUGAGGCGGAGUCCGCUCUACUUCGCCGUAUCCAACAGUGAUCUCACCUGCACAGAGAUGCUGCUGGCUGCCGGCGCCAAAACUGACCUGGACCCGCUACGCUGCUUCCUGGUGGCUGUACGCGCUGGGAGGUAUGAGCUGGUGCGUCUGCUAUUGUCCAGGGGUGCCGAGGUCAACUGCUACUUCAGAAUGAUCAGUGACACACUGUUUCCCACCGCGUUGCAGUACUGUCUCAGAGAUCACACGAUUCUGCGCCUGCUGCUCAACAACGGCUACGACGUAGACAAGUGCUUCAUGUGUAACCAUGGCAACGGGCAGGAUAUGGACUGCGACUCCUGGGUCGACUACCGAAAUAACCAUAGAAGAACUUUAUUUUAUAAUCAGGACUGCCGAGCUCCGUUCUGUGAAAUCAUCUCCCUGUCGUCGGUGGUCAACCUGGCGGGGAGUGUGGUACGGAUGCUUCUGGACUACAUCCGACACCCACGUAUCUGCCCCAACCUCCUACGGGUCCUGGAAAAACAGAAAGAGUGGCCAGACAUCUGUGACAUUCUGGACAACCCGCGGUCCCUGCAGCACCAGUGUCGUUUGGUCAUUAGGAGACAGAUGACCCCUAGAAGACUGAAUGCCCCUCAGGUCAUGGCUGCCGUACCGUUCCCCCCGUCACUCAAACACUACCUCACCUACAGGGAGAACGACGAGUAUGAUGGGUUGGCAGCCACACACUCAUAAGAGGACUAUAUCAAUGAAAACAUAUUUAGAAGAAAAGAUUAUCCUGUUCUGUACAUAACUGAUCUAUCACAUAAUGCUUUAGCUCAUAUACUUGUGCUUAUAUGAGGUAUGGCAAGUGUACUUGUUUUGUAAUGUUUGUAAUAACUACAUUUAUUGUCACACUGAUAUAUGCUCUCUGAAUAGUCCUUACCAUAGUACAUCUACUUCUACUAGACUGCACACAUUAGACAGCACAGCUGUGCAUCAUGGUACAGUGCAUGUCGUGUGAUCUACUCCUCAAGAUCUCCCCAUGGGAAAAGCAGUUCAGGACUAAAAAUAACUCUCAGAGCUCAUUCAGUUUAUACAUAGAGCUAAACACUCACUGGACACUGGUCUGAAUGACUCUGCUGCAAUGGACUGUUGACUUUUACAGUGACCCUGACACCUACCUGACUCAUUAGACCAGGGCUUAAAUCUAGAGAGAUCUAGACAUCCAUAUUAUACCCUCGAGGUUCUGGGAGUUAGUUGUGGAGCUCUGGAUCUGAGACUGUGUUGUCACUAGCCCUGUUUAUACCUGGUGCUAACAUGGAUUCUUUGUCCUGAUCUUGUCCACAUUCUGAUUGUGCCCACAUUUUUAGACAUGUGUAGACGAUUAAAAGAUGCAUUGUGAUCAGAUUUCACUGACAACCUCCGGAGGUAGUCAGGCGUGCAAGUGUAGACUGAUCUGGACAGUGAAACAAUUUAAAUCAUCAUUAUCCAGCACUCUAAAAUCAUUGACAAGUGACUCAAUAUGAGUCUUAAAAUAAGUAAAUACAUGAAAGAAUGUUUGAAAAUGUGAAUAUUGACAAGAUCAGGACAGGAUGCAUGUUUGCACCAGGUAUAAACAAGGCUACGGAGGCCUGUUGGGUGUACUACAAAGCAGAAUCAAUGAGUUAGCCAGCUAACUUUGAUAAACAACCAGAAAUAACUAUACAUUUUCAGGUUUAUUAUGAAAGCUUAACUUAGAUACUGUAUGUGUUUUUGGAAGUUGAAUCAAUCAGACCAUUCCAAGCGUAUCCUUAUGAAACAAAUAAGAAGUUAUUUCAGAAUAUUUAGGAGUUGGCUGGCUAACUCAAUGAUCCUGCUGUGUAGUGCAACCCUCAGCUCAACUCUCCCUGGCACACAGAGAGGGUAUGAGCCAGAUCUCGUAACAUUCCCCAAAUACAUGUUAGGAUUUUGGCCGUUUUCCCAAAGCAAAGUCAAGUAACCCUAAAAUACCAUUUGGUGGUAAUGUUACAAUCAGCAUCCACACACAUGACUAUAGUCCUAUGCAGUGCCUGGUAUCCUCCACUCCAACCAAGCCUAAGGCCUUUCCAGUUGCUGUAUUCAGAAAUCAUAUAGUUUAUUUAUUUAACUAGGCAAGUCAGUUAUUAACAGUCGGUUAAACUGCCUUGUUCAGGUGCAGAAUGACAUAUUUUUCACCUUGUCAGCUCAGGGAUUUGAUCUUGCAACCUUGCGGUUACUAGUCCAACGCUCUAACCACUAGGCUAUCUGCCGCCCCAGUGAAAUGUUUCAAGUGAAGAACACCCCAGGUAACUCACUGAACCAAACGUGGUUUCUGUUGUUGUGACGGCACAGCUAGCGGAGGGUAGACAAGAGUAGCAUGGUCCAAUGUAGAAUUACGUUGAGAGAGUUCUAGCAUUUCCAGACUAUUGUUGUUAUCUGAACAGCAGCAUUCCUGCCCUGUCAACACCAGCCUGCCGCUCAGAGACACAGUGGAGUGGAAACUGUGUUCCUACCCACUAGUCAUACCAUAGACCAGGGAUCUCCAACCCUGUUUCUGGAGAGCUGACCUCUUGUAGGCUUUUGCUCUAAUCCCAGUUUUAUCUAACCUGAUUCAGCUUAUCAACCAGCUAAUUAUUAGAAUCAUGUGAGCUAUAUUUGUUAUUUGGUAUUUUGUUAGGAUCCCCAUUAGCAGCGACUCCUCCUGGGGUCCACACAAAACAUGAAAACAUGACAUAAUACAGAACAUUAAUAAACAGCUCAAGGACAGAACUACAUACAUUUUUUUUAAAAGGCACACAUACUGAAGCCUAGAUAUCAAUACAUACACACAAAUAUCUAGGUCAAAUAGGGGAGAGGCGUUGUGCCGUGAGGUGUUGCUUUAUCUGUUUUUUGAAACUAAGUUUGCUGUUCAUUUGAGCAAUAUGAGAUAGAAAGGAGUUCCGUGCAAUAACGGUUCUAUAUAAUAUUAUACGCCUUCUUGAAUUUGUUAUGGAUUUGGGGACUGUGAAAAGACCCCAUGUGUGUAAGUUGACUACGCAAACAAUUUUGAAUUUUCAACACUGUAAUGUUUCUUAUAAAAAUAAGUAAUGCAGUCAGUCUCUCCUCAUCUCUUAGCCAAGAGAGACUGGCAUACAUACUAUUUAUAUUAGCCCUCUGAUUACAAUGAAGAGCAAGAUGUGCCACUCUGUUCUGGGCCAGCUACAGCUUAACUAGGUCUUUUGCAGCAUUCAUUACCAGAUCCAGCUGAGGUCUAGAGCUUACGGAAUGAUGUACCAAAUACAAUGCUCUGAGUUUUAAAGAUGUUCAGGACCAGUUUAUUACUGGCCACCCAUUCCAAAACUGACUGCAACUCCUUGUUAAGGGUUUAAGUGGCUUCAUUAGCUGCGGUUGCUGACACGUAUAUGUUUGAAUCAUCAGCAUAUACGGACACACAGGCUUUGUUUAAUGUCAGUGGCAGGUCAUGGGUAAAAACAGAAAACAGUAGAGGGCCUAAAGAGAUGCCCUGCGGUACACCACACCCUACAUGUUUGACAUUAGAGAGAUUUCCAUUAAAGAAAACUCUCUGAGUUCUAUUCGAUAAAUAGCUCGGAAUAAAACAUAUGUCAGGGGUUGAAAAGCCAUAAAACAUCGGUUUAGUCAACAACAGUUCAUGGUCAACAAUAUCAAAGGCUGCACUGAAAUCUAACAGUACAGCUCCCACAAUCUUCUUCUUAAUUUCUUUCAACCAUUCAUCAGUCAUUUGUGUCAGUGCAGUACAUGUUGAGUGCUCUUCUCUAUAUGCUGAAAGUCUGUUGUCAAAUUUGUUUACUAAGAAAUAGCCUUGUAUUUGGUCAAACACCAUUUUUUCACACUGUUUGCUAAGAGCUGGCAUCAAGCUGAUAGGUCUGCUGUUAGAACCAGUAAAGGCUGCUUUACCACUCUUGGGUAGCAGAAUGAACUUGGCUUCCCUCCAGUCCCGAGGAGAAACACCUUCCUCUAGACUCAGAUUAAAGAUAUGACAGAUAGGAGUGGCGAUAGAGUCAGCUACCAUCCUCAGGAGCUUUCCAUCUAUGUUGUCAAUGCCAGGAGGUUUGUCAUUAUUGAUCGAAAACAAAACAUUUUCCACCUCUCCCACACUGACUUUACAAAAUUCUAAUUUACAAUUUUCUUUCGUUUUUUGAUGCAUGAAUAUGAUGUUUCACUGUUCGUUGUUGGCAUUUCCUGCCAAAGUUUUCCCACUUUGCCAAUAAAGUACUCAUUAAAAUAA
Molecule: messenger RNA, 5353 nt
Organism: Oncorhynchus gorbuscha (pink salmon)
Lineage: Eukaryota; Metazoa; Chordata; Actinopteri; Salmoniformes; Salmonidae
Product: ankyrin repeat and SOCS box protein 15-like
Exons: 13
Coding region: 121-1863 (580 amino acids)
Biological process (GO): intracellular signal transduction
Molecular function (GO): protein binding
Source: RefSeq, a predicted model, not a curated record